This is a messenger RNA of Sphaerodactylus townsendi, 1827 nucleotides long. Its product is annotated as maestro heat-like repeat-containing protein family member 6. The coding region runs from base 1 to 1827 and encodes 608 amino acids. The record is from RefSeq and is a predicted model, not a curated record. Gene Ontology annotation, cellular component: cytoplasm. Lineage: Eukaryota; Metazoa; Chordata; Lepidosauria; Squamata; Sphaerodactylidae. The transcript has 14 exons.
AUGGCUGUAGGAGAAAAGUUAAAAGAAACCUGUGAUCUGCACAUGGGGCUAGAUGUGGCAUCCACCCAAGAACCAGUGAUUAUCACUUUAGAGAAGUUUGCACAGACUUACCUUGAGGAUGGCAAAGAAGCGCCAAUCCUGGAGAUGAAUAAAAAUUCAUAUGCAGCUCACAAGUUUGUUCCUAGUGAAGAAAACUAUUAUAUGCUGAGCAAGAAAGUCGGAUUGAUACAAGGUACAGUCUCUACUGUCAAACAGGGAUCAGAACUUGGGAAUUUCCUCCUGAAGGAGAUGAAGAAAAUAGAGGAUUCAGACAAGUCUUCGGAGCAUUACCAAUACUUCUUUUCAACUCCAGAUGAGGAAGAAUGUAAUGAGACAUCUGAUAAGGCUGAUGAAGCGACCACUGUUACUGGUCAGAUACUUAUAGCUGUGGCUGGUCUGAGGGAUACAGACAGAGCCAAUAUUGAAGCAGCUGCAGCAAUGCUGACUUCAGUUUUGAAAAAACAAAGAAAGAAACUGAGGACCAAGGUAACAGAAAUCAUCGAUAUUAUUUAUUUCCACUUACAAGCUAUCCAGGUCCCCAUUGCUAGAAAAGCAGCCAUUGGGGCCAUUUGCCUGUUGGCCGAAAUGUUCACAGAGGACGUGAUCUUAAGUCUCCUGAGACUCUCGCUGCCCAGUGACAAGCAUGUCACUGAAAUUUGGGAAGCUCUGGGUCAAGCUAAACAACCAGUCAGGCUCCAAGUUCUCGCGAAGCUUCUGGAAAUGCUAAAAAGAAGACCUUGCCUCCAGAGAGAAUCCCCUGACUUAAAUAUUAAAGACAAUUGGUCCCUCCUGCCUCUAGCUGCAACAAAGGCCCUUUGCAUAAUAUUUAGGAAUAAAAAUUCCAAAGUGCCUAUGAACAGCUUUUACGUGUCAGUGAUCAUCUUCUUGGUUAUUCAGCUGAAUUACUUGGUGAACUUUGCAGAUGUUGAAUAUGGGAUAGAGGAGAGUCUCAAAAUAUCAAGCUAUAUAAGCUGUGCUGUGGAAGCCUUAAAAGCUGUAAUUAAAAGGGAGAAGAAUUCUUGGAUGUGUUUUGUGAGUCUAGCAGGAGGCUGGGACCUUUUGUCUUCAUCAGAGAAUUACCUUGAAGGAGUUCUUCUACUGGCCAGAUCCAUUGUCAAACAUUAUCGAGGGCUCGAUUACGCCGUAUUUACCAAGGUGAUACCACUUCUCCAUCACGGGGAUGACAAACAGAAGCUAACAGCCAUGGCCUUUUUCACUGCACUGCUUUCUUCUGAGUCCACCUACACAGUACUACAGAAAAAGUAUAUCCUGAGCCUACUUAGGAACUGGAACACUGAUUCAAACUCAACCUAUCGUUGGCUCAGUCUCUACGGGAUGGGCAAUGUUGCUGUCCACCUGCAAAAUCAGGAAGAGCAGAGUAACCUGCUGGUGUUCAGUUGUAGAGAGAGCUUAAACCAGUGCAAGGUCUUCCUGGGAUGGACUGUAAAUGACAGCCAGGACUCUUGGAACGUCACCUGCAAGCACCUUGUUAAAGAGUACCCAGGAAAACUAAGGAACUUUCUGUACCAAGCACAGGACUACAGUCUAAAUCAUCAAAGGUCGUCAGUAACCGUAGCCAACACAUUUAUAAACACCAUCUUCGAACACAUGGAAUCUGGCUCUGUGCAAAAGGAAGAAGUGGACUCCUUACGACAAGUUUUCAGUUCUUUGCCACCAAAAAAGGAGCAUCCUGUCCCUAUUGUCAUCACUCCCAAAUCAAUGGAAGAGUGCAGAUAUUGUCCAUCAAUAUUCAGAUGUCUCUGCUAUUUCUCAAGAUCCCAUUCAUGA